Physella acuta is the source of this 2093-nucleotide messenger RNA. RefSeq lists its product as uncharacterized. Gene Ontology annotation, cellular component: membrane. Gene Ontology annotation, biological process: monoatomic ion transmembrane transport. Lineage: Eukaryota; Metazoa; Mollusca; Gastropoda; Physidae. Gene Ontology annotation, molecular function: transmembrane signaling receptor activity; extracellular ligand-gated monoatomic ion channel activity. The record is from RefSeq and is a predicted model, not a curated record.
AUGACGUCAACGGAAGAUUCAAUGUCCGAAAGUGAUGAAGCUUCUACUGAUGAGUCGUCGGAGGAAAUAAUCAUGGAAGAGGAACCUGGCAUUGAUAUAUUUGUGUUCGCAUCUGAAAUCAUGUACUUGCGCUAUCCACUCGACCACUUACCACGUGACCUUCUCUCACAGGUCAACCCGUUCUUCACAGCUGACCACGAGACCAGCAGGGACCUGUUGAGCUUCGACAAGACGGACAGUUCCUUCCAGACGGUGGAGACCGGCGCCAACGUGCGCAAGGUGGCUGGGAAGGGGAGGGAUACCAACAGGUCAGGCAUCGGGUUCCAGAGUGGGUCAGCUGAGGAAGAUGAAGAUCUGUUAGUGCUGGACGAAGGUCACGUGGGGAUUCAAACCGAUACGCUCGAGCAACAAGGAAGCGACAAUCCGCUCGCGCCUGAUACGUCAUCUGAGAUACGCGACCAGAAUGAACGCCGGAUAUCAACCGAUAACCGCCACGGCGUCAUCAUGCUGAGUGACGUCGCCAUGGACGUGCCGGAGACAGGGAAGUCGCUAAAGGCGAAGCUGUCGAGGUCCAAACCGGAAGUCCAAGAGGAGUUGCCUGUCCAGACCAUCCUACAGAACAUGGUGGCUGUCCAGCAGCAGAGCAGCAAGAAUCUGAGCAGCAACUCCAGGGAGAUGAAGGACGCCAUCAACAAGUUGACGCAGGUGGUCAGCGGCCUGCAUGCCAGCGUCAGGUCUCUGGUCAACAGGGAGGGCGGGGCGAGUCUGCAUCAGCCCGUGCCCAGUGUCAGGAAGGGGGCUAAGCCCAGUCACGCCCCGCGUACGAUAAGUGGCUUCUAUUAUGGGGACGUGCAAUACGUGGAGGUCAAGGUAAUUUUUAUCAGCAUCUCCGACAUCGACACCAUCAGCCAGCAGUUUGAGGCCGAGGUCUACAUACAAGCCAAGUGGUCGGAGAGCCAGUUUGCCGGCAUGUCUGAAGAGCAACUGCAGAAAGUCGAGUUCUACCAAUGCUGGGACCCGUGCCUUAAAAUCCUGAACGUCAUCGGAAGCCUGGACUCCGACAGGUCGACCAUGAUGCUCCAGUACGAGGAGGAUCGAAUCUACCCCGUGCUGACCUACAUGUGGCACGUGUCUGGUCUCUUCAAGGAGCAUCUGGAGCUGCAGCAUUUUCCUUUUGACGUCCAGGAGCUGAGCAUCGUACUAUCGAGUGAUCUCCCCUUGGAUGAAAUUGAACUAGUUGGAGAUUUUUUUCAUCCAAGCCACGUCAGUGUUCGAGCUUUAAAGGACAGCCAAGAAUGGAGAGCUUACCACCACGUUGAGAUGACACGUGACUUUACGACGCUGGAACACAUGGACAACACCAAACAUCCGGUUUUACUAGCCUCUGCGCAUGUCAGAAGAAGACUAGGAUUCUACUUUUGGAAUUUUGCAAUCAUAGUCCUCCUGAUACUAGGUCUCAGUCUGACAGUUCUGACCAUGGACCCUGCCGGAAGCGAUAGAUUAUCCCUAAUCUUGAUGCUGUUUUUGACGGCUGUAGCGUUUAAACUGGUUGUCAAGGCAACGCUGCCUACUAUUUCCUAUUUGACAUACCUGGAUAUCUACGUAGUGUUUACCUUGAUUUACCUGGCAUUCCAAGCUUUCGUCAACGCCAUGAUGACCCACCUGUCCAGGUUCAGAGAGAAGGCAAAGAUCAUGGCAUACGACGAGAUAGCUCAGACGAUCCUCGUCAUUCUCAUCGUCUUGUUCCACGCCAUCUUCAUCAUCUACAUCCAGCUGACGGCCUUUAGACGGCGAAGACAAAUGAAGCGUAAAGAUCACGAGUUUAAGCUGGCCCAACUUGCUAAAAAAGCAGCUCUGGCUAAAGUCGACCAGAACGCGAAAGAGACGCAGACGAUCAUCUCAGGCGAUAUUUACGCCAGUGACGCCGAGGCACCGAAAGACGCGGACGCCGGGAAAUCAAAGAAAGCACCCAAGAAGAAGAAGAAAUCAUUCUGGAAAUUUUAAGUGAAAUCCAUUGUAAAUAAUUUAACUUUUAUAAGUUAGGAUACUGUAUUUAUAGAAUCAUUUAUAUCAAACUUAAAACAUUGAUGUAC